Molecule: messenger RNA, 2502 nt
Organism: Anguilla anguilla (European eel)
Lineage: Eukaryota; Metazoa; Chordata; Actinopteri; Anguilliformes; Anguillidae
Product: homeobox protein Hox-C9a-like
Exons: 2
Coding region: 1065-1850 (261 amino acids)
Biological process (GO): DNA-templated transcription; proximal/distal pattern formation; anterior/posterior pattern specification
Cellular component (GO): nucleus
Molecular function (GO): DNA-binding transcription factor activity, RNA polymerase II-specific; RNA polymerase II cis-regulatory region sequence-specific DNA binding
Source: RefSeq, a predicted model, not a curated record
UGCAAUCGCUGUUGUCGUCGUUUUUAUCAUUUAGAGUUUAAUAAGCAUUAUCUAAACCUAGGAUUUAAGUCGUAAUUCCCGCCCUCAAAAAUUAAACGUUUUACCUUGCCUUUAUAAUUCUGCCAUGCUUCUGUUCUCAUCCAUUGAGUUUUCUUUCGCGAUCUUGUUUUGACGAGCGAUGUGUUUCACGUGCACCGUGUUGGUUUUACGCGCUACGAGGAACUCGGCUCAGAUUUUAUUAACGACACGUUUAUGAACAAUCAAAUGGUCCUCGUAAAAAUUUAUUGAAGGACAUAAAAAAACAUGAACGACCACUUGCGAAUGUAGCUGCGCCAGUGCGAAUGUUUUUAGGCAUCUUACGAUUCCCACUCCUCCAAAAAUGUUAAAAUUCAUUUUACAAGGGAUAGCUUCCCAUAUCUGCGCAAGAGUUUAACUAUUAUUUCGGCGUAUUCGAGGCACACAGCUACAGAACCUCUUGAUCUUUUUAUUGAAAAGCUCCCUCCUCAAAAUGAAUUAAGACGUAUUUUGUUUAGCUAAUAGCAGGCACAUCAUUAAACACACAAAGGAGGAGACCCGUUCAAGACAGUGUGUGGUAUUUUAAUCUACUAUCGCCUUACUAGAUAUGAACAUCACACUUAAAAGAACGUUACAUAGUUUUCUAGACAGAGAUUAAUUACACCAACAAAUAGUGCCCUCUAUUUGCUUGCCAACGUACCUCGCGUUCCAAAACGGUGAUGUAGCUCUUGGAGGUUUUUUAAAUAAGACAUGAGAAAAUAAUUCGUUACCAUUUGGAGACUAUAGUUUUGCCACUUUAAAGCCACCUGCUACAUAAACGCCUCUGUGAUGUCCCUAAGCACAUCACUUUCCCUGAAGGUUUCGCGCAUUGAUCCACUGUGUAAUUUUUUGCGGUAAAUAUAAUCACGUGUUGCACGGUCGACCAAUGGGAGCUAAAGGAGCCCGGAGAAAUAAUUACCUGGCUUGAUUGUUCUAUGGGCAGAUAAAAAAAGUACACAUACACUCCAUAUAAUAAUCGGAUGCAUGUAUAAGAGACGAGAGGCUUCGUCAUGUCGACCACGGGUCCCAUAAGCAAUUAUUAUGUGGAUUCCUUGAUAAACCAUGAAAGCGAGGAGGUGCUGGCGACUAGAUUUUCGGCUCCCGACUUGCUUCCCGCGAGCUCCCGUCAAGCGUCGCUUGUACCGGAGUGUUCCGAUUUUCCUUCUUGCAGCUUUGCUCCGAAACCAACCGUUUUUACAACCUCGUGGGGCCCAGUCCACUCUCAAUCCUCAGUGGUUUACCACCCGUACACUCACCAACCUCACUUAGGAACGGACUCCAGGUACGUGCGCUCAUGGCUGGAGCCUUUAUCCGGUGCCGUAUCCUUCCCAAGCUAUCCGACGAGCGGCAGGCACUAUGGGCUGAAACCUGACGCCAUCUCGGAGCGCAGAGCCGCAGACUGUCUGGCCUCCAACGGACGCAGCUACUCGGACUAUAUCUACGGCUCAUCCGCUGACAUCCGAGAUAAGGCUCAUCAGAAUAUCUCCUCUCCGGAGUCUGAGGUUUUGGCUUCCGGAAAGCACAAAGACGACAAACCUGAAUUAGACCCGAAUAACCCCGUGUCGAACUGGAUCCACGCGCGCUCCACCAGGAAGAAGCGUUGUCCAUACACAAAAUACCAGACACUUGAACUCGAAAAGGAGUUUUUGUUCAAUAUGUAUCUUACCAGGGACCGUCGAUACGAAGUUGCCCGAGUCCUAAAUUUAACAGAGCGGCAGGUUAAAAUCUGGUUCCAGAAUCGACGAAUGAAGAUGAAGAAAAUGAAUAAAGAAAAGACCGAGGUCAACGAACAGUAAUACGAAAACACCGAGGGCAAUGGACAGUAAUGCCCGAUGGCUGGUGUACAUGGCAGGACAAACAGAGGAGCGCAUUCGGAAACAUACAAAUAACAGACUGGAUAGCAGGAAGCUGUCUCCCUCUUUAUAUUGCCUCAAAUUACCCUUUGAUUCUUAUCUUUAUUUCACAUUUUGUUAUAUUCCACAUAAUGUAAACUCUUUUUCUAUACACAGUUUAUUGACAUCAGAUAUGCUGUACACCUUGGCCCGGGUUUAGAAUGACGCUAUUGUGAGGCGUAUGCGAAUUGAAUUUUUACGUUCAUUUGGGGUUUAAAAAAAAAAAAUAGCCUCCAUUAUGGGGUGAAAGAAAUACAUUUUCAAAAAGAGAAAGGUGGGGCCGGAGGAAAGUACUUGAAUUUUUUGUUGGUAAAUUAUGUCGCCUUGCUUGUUUCAUUUUAGUUGGUGCUUAUUAUGAAGUUAUGCAAAAUUGCAUAUUUUGUACAGAAAAAUAGAACAGCAAAAUGGCAGUAACGUUUGUCUGUGUUUGCGUCAAUGUGGGAAUAGAUUUUUGAUGUACCCAUUGUUGGAUUUUUGCAUUCUUAUCUCUAGAUUCUGUAAAGUUAUGUUAUAUUGUAGAUUGUGGUUAUAUUUAAAUAUACCGUACAUCACCAAA